GAGGUACACCCGUAUUAUUAUUAAAAAUAAAAUAAAAUAAAAUAAAAGGAAGAGAGAGAUUGAGCCGUAUCCAUCUCAAUGCUAUGCGCAAGCAUCCAUUCCGAAUCUUAAAGCACCCAAUAAACCCCUCGUCACGCGCCCCGUCCACGCUCGCCCCCGCGAUCCGAUCCUUGUGCGGCGGCGGCGGCGCCGCCGUCGAGGCCGGAGCCCACGCCCGCGCCCUUAAACUCGGCGGCGCCGCGGCCGCCGCGCCGCGCGUCCGAAACGCGCUUCUGAACUCCUACGUCCGGCGCGGCGCCCUCGACCUCGCCCAGAAGCUGUUCGACGAAAUGCCCGUGAGAGCGCCCGCGGAUUGGAACUCGAUCCUCUCCGGGUACUGGAAAUUGGGCCGCAAAGAGAAGGCCCUCGAACUGUUCGAUGCCAUGCCCGUGAGGAAUUUGAUCUCUUGGACCAUUAUGGUCACUGGGUUCUCGCGUUUUGGAGAAGUCGAAGAAGCUCGGAAGGUGUUCGAUGCAAUGCCGGAGAGAAAUGUUGUCUCGUGGAACGCGAUGUUAUCGGGGUAUGCGCAGAACGGGGUGAUAGAACAAGCAUUGGGUUUGUUUUGUUUAUUAAUGGACAGAUCGGAGGUAGCGCCAAACGAAACUACUUGGGUUACUGUUUUAUCGGCUUGCUCUAUGAGGGGUGAUAUUCGGUUUGCAGAAUCCGUUUUAGGGGCCCUUUUGAAGAGGCAACUGCAUGUUAAUUGCUUUGUAAAGACGGCUUUGAUCGAUAUGUUCGCGAAUUGUGGGAGUUUGGAGACUGGAAGGAAGGUGUUCGCUGAAAUGGGCGAUCCAAAUUUGGCGUCAUGCAAUGCUAUGAUCGCCGCAUAUAUGAGGGAGGGCGAUGUUACAGCUGCGAGGGAGAUCUUUGAUGGGAUGAAGGUGAAAGAUGUGAUCUCGUGGAACUCGAUGAUUUCAGGGUAUGCGCGGAAUGGACAAUGGAGUGUAGCAAUUGAGCUAUUCAAAGAGAUGGUUUCUGUAGAAGGAUUAAGACCUGAUGAAAUAACGAUUUCGAGUGUCCUUUCGGCAUGCGGGCAUUUGGGUAUUCUUCAUUUUGGGAAAUGGGUGGUCGAUUAUGCGAAAGAAAACAAGACUAGGUUAAGUAUUUCAGGAUAUAAUGCUCUGAUCUUUAUGUACUCGAGAUGUGGGGUUAUUGAAGAUGCUAAGCGGGUGUUUGAUGAAAUGACAAAAAGAGAUGUAUUUUCGUAUAAUUCGAUGAUUUCUGGGUUAGCGGCUAAUGGAAAUGGCCUUGAAGCUAUUGAAUUGAUGCGCGCAAUGGAGGAAGAAUGUAUUGAACCAGAUAGUGUAACGUAUCUUGGCGUCUUGACUGCUUGUAGCCAUGGAGGAUUACCGGAGGAAGGUCGCCGAGUGUUCAAUGCAAUUGAAAACCCCAACGUCGAUCAUUAUGCUUGUAAAGUCGAUUUGCUAUGCCGAGCAGGGCGAUUAGAUGAAGCAAGAAAAGUGGUCGACGAAAUGCCAAUGAAGCCGCAUGCAGGACUCUAUGGUGCACUCCUUAACGCAGGCCGGAAAUAUAGAAAUGUCAACUUAGGCGAAUUUGCGGCAAAAGAGCUCUUCAAACUCGAACCGGAGAAUUCGGGCAACUACGUGUUGCUCUCGAACAUCUAUGCUUCACUAGGAAGAUGGAAAGAUGUGGAUAAUAUUAGAAGAAAUAUGAUUGCAAGAGGUGUGAAUAAGAUGGUAGGGUGUAGUUGGGUGGAAUUCAAUCAUGUAGUGCAUCGGUUUGUAGUCGGUGAUCGAUCACAUCACUUGUCAGAAGAGAUAUAUAAGGUAUUGCAGAAGCUUGAGAGGAAGAUAAGAGCAAUGGGUUAUAUCCCUGAUAAGAGCUGUGUAUUGAAGGAUGUAGAUGCGGAGGAAAAGGAAGAGAUGGUGGGGACUCAUAGCGAGAAACUAACCGUCGCAUUCGGGUUGCUUGUUUUCGACACGGGACAAGUGAUUAGGGUUGUGAAGAACCUAAGGAUAUGCGAUGAUUGUCACACUUUUAUAAAGAUGAUUUCAAAGAUCGAGGGGAGGGAGAUUGUGGUGAGGGAUAACAAUAGGUUUCAUCAAUUUAGCGAUGGGAGUUGCUCCUGCAAGGAUUACUGGUGAAGAGCCUGUUUGACACUACUAGAGUGAAGCUGUUUGAAAAAGCACUGAACAAUCUUUUCCAAUCGUUUCCAAUUAAUGCCGCUCAUAACACUUAAUCUAACCUGAAGCAUGCAAAAAUAAUGCAAAAAAAAACUUAAUAUUUUACACAGCUUACCUACCUUGUCACACAUUGCAUCAAAAUGAUGGCCUGGA
This is a messenger RNA of Ananas comosus (pineapple), 2336 nucleotides long. RefSeq names its product pentatricopeptide repeat-containing protein At1g14470-like. The record is from RefSeq and is a predicted model, not a curated record. Gene Ontology annotation, biological process: RNA modification. Gene Ontology annotation, molecular function: zinc ion binding; protein binding; RNA binding. Lineage: Eukaryota; Viridiplantae; Streptophyta; Magnoliopsida; Poales; Bromeliaceae. The coding region runs from base 84 to 2144 and encodes 686 amino acids. The transcript has a single exon.